Molecule: messenger RNA, 3069 nt
Organism: Schistosoma rodhaini
Lineage: Eukaryota; Metazoa; Platyhelminthes; Trematoda; Strigeidida; Schistosomatidae
Source: the annotation of a GenBank genome assembly
AUGUUGGAGGAAGCUUAUUCUUGUACAGUUGACGAUAUCCUAAAGCACUAUAAUACGAACACUGAAACUGGCCUAACUAAAAGGCAGAUUGAAUCCUCUUUGAAGGAGUAUGGGUACAAUGAGUUACCACCGGAAGAAAACAAGCCUCUUUGGAAAUUGGUACUUGAACAGUUCGACGACCUCUUGGUCAAAAUUCUUUUACUGGCAGCUGUUAUCUCAUUCGUCUUGGCGUGGUUUGAAGAUAGCGAAGAUGCAACUACUGCGUUCGUCGAGCCAGUUGUUAUAAUGCUUAUAUUAAUCGUGAAUGCAAUUGUUGGUGUUUGGCAGGAACGUAAUGCUGAGUCAGCCAUAGAAGCCUUAAAAGAGUAUGAGUCAGAUACUGCAAAAGUUAUUCGUCAAGGUUAUCAAGGUGUUCAGAGUGUGAAAGCCCGUGAACUUGUGCCUGGAGACAUUGUGGAAGUUGCUGUUGGAGACCGGGUUCCAGCGGACAUUAGAAUCGUUAAAAUCUUAUCGACAACACUUCUUAUUGAUCAGUCUAUCUUAACUGGCGAGUCAGUAUCCGUUUCAAAGCACAGUGAUCCUAUAUCCCAGGCUCGAGCUGUCAAUCAAGACAAAAAGAAUAUGCUGUUCAGCGGUACAAACGUAGCCUCUGGAAAAUGUGUUGGGAUAGUAGUCGGAACCGGACUUUCAACAGAAAUAGGCAAAAUUCGUGAUCAAAUCAUGCAUACGGAACAAGAUAAGACUCCUCUCGGGCAGAAAAUAGAUGAAUUUGGAACACAGUUAUCAAAGGUCAUAACAUUCAUAUGUAUUGCAGUAUGGUGCAUUAACAUCGGCCAUUUUAACGACCCGGUGCAUGGGGGUUCUUGGCUCAGAGGUGCUGUUUAUUAUUUUAAAAUUGCGGUCGCGCUUGCUGUAGCAGCAAUUCCAGAAGGUUUACCAGCUGUUAUCACAACGUGUCUAGCUUUGGGUACCCGUCGAAUGGCUCGCAAGAAUGCUAUCGUCCGGUCAUUGCCAAGUGUCGAAACUCUUGGGUGUACAACAGUGAUUUGUUCUGACAAAACCGGUACCCUUACAACUAACCAAAUGACUGUUUGCCGAAUGUUCACUUUCGGUAACGAGAGUCGGAUUGGUGAUGCUUUGCAACUGAAAUUCGACGAGUUUGAAAUUACAGGUUCUAAAUAUGCUCCAGAAGGAAAUGUGCAUCAUCAAGGACGAAAAGUAGACUGUUCUGAAUAUCCUUGUCUUGUGGAACUUGCUCAAAUAUGUUCUUUGUGUAAUGACUCGUCUGUGGAAUACAAUGAAUCUCGACAUGCAUAUGAAAAAGUGGGCGAAGCGACUGAGACUGCAUUGAUUUGCUUGGUCGAGAAAAUGAAUGUCACAAAAGUCUCUAAAUCAAAUCUUACUAAUCAUCAGCUUGCAAUGGUUUGUAAUCGUGAUAUCCAGAAAAUGUUUGAAAGAAAAUUCACUCUUGAGUUUUCUCGGGAUAGGAAGUCAAUGUCUACCUAUGUCAUCCCUCAAAGUCAAAUUUCCGGCUCCAAAGAAAAACUCUUUGUUAAGGGCGCCCCGGAGUCCAUAUUGGAUAGAUGCACUUAUGUACGCACUGCAGGCGGAAAAUUGUUGUUAACGUCUGAGCUUAAAGGCGAAGUACUUCGAAAAAUAGCUACCUACGCCACUGGACGUGAAACUCUUCGUUGUUUGGCUUUAGCUACAAGAGAUGAACCACCUUCUCACUUUGAUUUAAAAGAUCCAAAGAAUUUCAAGGAUUAUGAGACUGAACUAACUCUUGUGGGUGUUGUUGGUAUGGUGGACCCGCCACGUUGUGAGGUUGCCAGCAGUAUCCAAGCUUGUAAAAAGGCUGGAAUCCGUGUUAUUGUUAUUACAGGUGAUAAUAAAGCAACUGCGGAAGCUAUUUGCCGUCGUAUAGGGUUGUUUGAAGAUAAAGAAGAUACUAGUGGAAAGUCCUUCACGGGGAGAGAAUUCGAUGACCUCAGUUUAGAAAAAAAGAAGGAUGCUGUACGUAACGGAAAGUUGUUUGCUCGAGUUGAACCCGCCCAUAAAAGUCUAAUCGUACAAUUCCUACAGCAGGAUGGUGAAAUAUCUGCAAUGACUGGGGAUGGUGUUAAUGACGCCCCAGCACUAAAGAAGGCGGAAAUCGGAAUUGCUAUGGGAAGUGGUACUGCCGUUGCCAAAUCUGCUUCUGAUAUGGUGCUAGCUGAUGAUAAUUUUAGCACAAUUGUUGCGGCCGUUGAAGAAGGCCGAGCUAUAUAUGAUAACAUGAAACAGUUCAUCCGUUACCUUAUUUCGUCCAACAUCGGCGAAGUUGUUUGCAUUUUCUUGACUGCUGCUCUCGGUAUGCCUGAGGCUUUGAUUCCUGUACAAUUACUCUGGGUUAACUUAGUCACUGAUGGUCUACCUGCUACAGCUUUAGGAUUUAAUCCUCCUGAUGUUGAUAUAAUGACUAAACCACCACGCAAAAGCAAAGAACCAUUAAUUUCCGGUUGGUUAUUCCUUCGAUACAUGUUGAUAGGCAUCUAUGUUGGGUGUGCAACCGUUGGAGCAGCAGCCUGGUGGUUCAUGGUCUAUGAGGGGGGUCCGAAAGUGAACUAUUAUCAGCUGACACAUCAUUUGCAAUGCCAGUUGGAACCAUCUGCGUUCAAAGGAGUUAAUUGUAGUGUAUUCGCCAGUCCAAAACCUAUGACAAUGGCUUUAUCUGUGUUGGUUUUGAUUGAGAUGUUUAACGCAUUGAACAGCCUUUCUGAGAAUCAGUCGCUUCUGGUCAUGCCUCCUUGGCAUAAUAUGUGGCUUAUCGCUGCGAUCUGCUUUAGUAUGACACUACACUUCGCAAUCUUGUACAUAAAUGUACUAGCGAAUAUAUUCCAAAUAGCUGCACUGAAUAUCGCAGAGUGGUUUGCUGUAUUGAAAAUAUCCAUACCUGUGCUUUUAUUGGAUGAAACACAAAAGGCUAUUGUUCGUUCUUCUCAAAGAGGUCACAGUCCACUUUACCACAUGGCGAUACCGAUGGUGAUGUGGUGUGUAUAUUCUACUUUUCUUGCCUUCAACCCUUUGUGA